Daktulosphaira vitifoliae (grape phylloxera) is the source of this 1565-nucleotide messenger RNA. Its product is annotated as kelch domain-containing protein 10-like. Lineage: Eukaryota; Metazoa; Arthropoda; Insecta; Hemiptera; Phylloxeridae. Gene Ontology annotation, molecular function: protein binding. The record is from RefSeq and is a predicted model, not a curated record. The transcript is spliced from 5 exons. Gene Ontology annotation, biological process: positive regulation of stress-activated MAPK cascade. The coding region runs from base 191 to 1426 and encodes 411 amino acids.
GUAUUCACAGCAUUUGGAAGUUUGUUGAUAUAAAUUUUACUUUUCACUAUUUAUCAGUAUUUUAUAUACUUUAAGUACAUUAUAUUGUUAUAAUUUUUUUUAUAAUUUUCUCAACUUCUUAGAUUAAAUAAUAUGUGUGAAAUUUUGAAAUAAAACUAUUUAAUUAAGAUUCAACUACAAAUAAAUAACAAUGACAAGUAAUAUAAUACCUUUAUAUAAGUUUAAACCUUUCCAUUUUACUGUUUUAAAAAAGAAUCAUGAUCCAUUACUUCGACCAUUAGCAAGAAGUGGACACCGUGUUGUUUGUAAUGAUGCUUAUUUAUUUUCAUAUGGAGGAUUCAACCCACAAACAAAUGAUACUACAGGUGUCAGAUUGUCAUCAGCUAUGCGAGAACUUUGGAAGUAUUGCUUUGAUUUAGGUGAAUGGAAGAGAAUUACUUGUAAAAAUGUACCUCAAGAAUUAGCUUCAAGUUCAGUUACAUUAUCUGGCAAUAUAAUUAUAAUAUAUGGUGGUACAGGAGUUCCUUUUGGAGCAUUUUGCAGUAAUCGAAUGUAUUUAGGCAAUUUAGCAAAUGAGUAUAGAGAAAUUGGAAUGGAAUUUGAGGAAUUGCAAGUAUCUGGUGAAAUUCCAAUGCCACUAUAUGGACAAGGAGUAGUUAUGGAUGGAAAAUAUAUUUAUUCAAUUGGUGGUACAUCUGGUUAUGAAUAUGAAAUGGAUGUUCAUCGUUUGGAUCUUAGUACUAGAAAAUGGGAAUUACUUCACAAAUCACGUGGAGAAGUACAUGAACCUGAACCUAGAUACCGACAUGAAGUUGUUUUCUACAAAGGUCGAAUAUAUAUAUUUGGUGGUGGACGUGGUGGAUCUUUAAAUGUUUAUUAUGGAUUUUCGAAAAUACAUGUAUUUGAUGUUGCUUCAAAAGAUUGGGAAUUCCUUCCUGCCAAACAUGAUGUAAGAGUUCCAAGGCCAGGCUUUCCAGAUAAUCGGAGCUGUCAUAGUUGUGUUCAAUGUCCAGAUCAAAAGAAUUUAGUAUAUAUUUGUGGUGGAUUUGAUGGUUUUCGAUCUUUUAGAGAUGUAUGGCGAUUCAACCUAGAUACUCUGCAGUGGGAAAAGUUAACCAGGUGUACUAUGCCUAAACCAGUAUACUUCCAUUCUACAGCUGUUACACCUUCUGGUCGUAUGUGUUGUUAUGGAGGUAUUGUAUCUGACCAAGCAGAUGGUAGUGGCGGUAGAUCAAAUGAUAUCACUAGCGCUUGGAUAACUAUACCUAAGUUAAGGGUUAUAUGUUGGGAAGCCAUGUUAUUUUAUUUUAAAGAUCAGAUGUUUAAAACUAGUGACGAAGAUUUAAAAAAAGUUGGUUUACCACAAGAAUUUUAUGAAAGAAUAAUCGAUGGUCGAAGAAAUAAUGACAAAAUCAAUAAUAAAUAACUAGGCAUGUAAUUUAAAAAAUAUAUAUUGUUAUAUGUAAAUAAUAUUUAGUUUUUAUUUUAUAAAAAUAAUAAUUGCUGUGACAAAUUAAUGUCAGUUUGUUUGGUCAAAAUAUACAAAAUUAUCUUAAUCAUCAGCA